GUCAUGUUUCCUGCCCGGUCCGUUUCCCUGCGUGGUGUUUAAAUCACAGCUCAAAAGGCGAUGAGCUCACUGGAAGGACUGGUUUGACAGACGCACGGUGGCGGCCGUUGGUUAGCUUAGUUAGCCAAAGAACCGCGCUGUUAGCUUCCUCUCCGAGGUUAAACAAGCCGCAUAAGAUCAGUAACACCUGAAAUAUCUUCGGGACUCAUUAAUGUAAUGUAAGAGCUGAAAUGUUACGUAUCUCUGUUACUGGACGGAAUCAGGUUCUUCAACCAGGUGUAACACAAACAUACAUCCGCAGUGCAACAACACACUGUGGUUCCGCUUUUAGCACAACCUGUUGGGUGGUGGUGGGGAGUGGGGGUCCCUUCACCUGGAGCGAUUUUUUGAAAAUGUGGGGCCCCUAAAAACGUGAAGAGUAACUAAUGCAGUUUCUGGCAUGUUCCUGACCCCUUACCAGCUCCACCCUCCUGAAUCAUUUCCCCCAUUCAGGGCCCCCUGCCCCAAAUAAUUUCAGGUUGUAUAUCAAACAAUAAUCGGAGGUCUAAUAGCCUUGAGGGCUCAACUGUACAUUGAAGGUGCAUACCUUGUUGUGUUUUAUUAUAAAAAGAGAGUGCCAUAUUUAUGUUUUUUAGAACUAUACUUCAGCAGAUGUUUCAAUAACUUGGCUACCUGUGUGGCAUUUAAAAAAGCUCUCACUACUGUUUAACUCCAUUACCACGCCCAUGAGUGGAUUGGCAGAUGUCUGUGGUCCCUCCCCCCACAGACCUUAAUCCCUGAUAAUCUCUGCAUCUACUGAAAAGCCUGCGAUCAUGGCUGCACCGAAGGAGAAUUUACUGUCGCUUGGGAAUCUGACCGGCACAGAAAGAACUUUCACUUUCACAAAACAAAGAGAGCACAGCCUGAAAAAGAGCAGGGAGAUGCAUCUGCAGCAGCGCUGGCAGGAGCUGAGGGAGAGAGAGCUUACAGCCCAACAACACAACAGGCAGCUGCUGCAGCAGUUUGAAGAAGCGCAGGACACCCUGAGAGAGAUGUUGAGCCUUACUGCUGCCAUGAAAACUAUUCGGAUGGAGUAUGAACGGUACCUGGAUGAGAGCUCCCCCCGCUGGCAGAAGGAACUCAAGGAGAAAACACAGGCUGCUCAGAAGAGGAUGGAGGAGUAUUUGAGGUCAUGUCUAAAGAACACAGAAGAUAAACUGACAAAGUCCUCAGCAGAUCGACCUUUACUUUCACAAGGACCUACUUCAAAGCCACAAAAUGUUGCUCCCCCUCAAAAGCACUGCAGCCAAAACAGCCACUUAGACUACAACCAACAUGGCUCCCCACAUCUCCCUUACACGCAAUCUUCCUGGCAGACCAACCCUCAAUCCCAAGCAUCUAGGUUUCCCAUCAGAGCACCCCAUCAACUUCAGGGUUCCUCUCAUGUCCCUCCAUCUUUCCUCCCACCACCCAUCUUCACGGACCCAUUCCAGCUCCACCACCUCGCCUCUACUCCUGGUCAUCAUCACCCCUGGCCCAGGCAGAAUCCACCAGUUUGGUCUUCCUCACAGCCCCACUACCCCUGGACUGCUGGUGCAGCUGGAAUUCCUUCAGGCUCUGAGGCUCUGUGGGGUCAGCUCUACACAGAGGAGCCUCCUACUGAGACUGGGGUGGUGCAGACUGCGGAGGAGGAGGCUGAGACAAGCAGAGCACCAAGCUCAAAGAGAGAGAGAGGUGGUGGAAGCAGGAGCAGUCAUUUAUCCCAGGAGCUGGACAUCAAACCAGUUCGUCUAUCCAGCGGCCAUGCAGAGAGCGGCGAGAGCAGCAUGGAGUGCAGUCAGGCGAGCACAGAUAAGAGGAAGAGGAGGGAGAAGAGAGGAAUAGCACGGCGUACCUCCUCAGACAGAGAAAGAUGCAGCUCUCAGGAAUCAUCUAGGAUAUCCAGCGCCGUUGUCACUGCUGCAGUCACAGUGGCCCAAAGCUCAGAAAGUGAGGCCUCAUCAGAGAAAGGCAGGACGAGCACCAGGAGGACAAGGAGGAGUGGGGGACUUUCUGUUGGAUCACCAGGGGAUGAGAAGGAGACAAAAGGAAGGACCAGGAGCAAUGGAGAUGACUCAGGGAGUCACAAAGAAGAGACUCAGUCUGGUGAGGAGCUGGGGAGUCCAACUGAGGAAUCCAGGGGUGGAAAAGCAGGGGAUCAAAGUUCUGAUGUCAAAUCUGAGCGGUGUAAUGAGGAGUCAGGCGCCCAGAGGGAGGAGGAGGAAUCAGGAAGUGUAAGUUUAGAGAUUGAAAAUGAAGGUGGAGAUGAAAUAGAAAAGCAGGAGAGGAGCAGUGUAGGAGAUGAGGAUGAGGAGGAGCGUGAGAAAGAUCUGGGAGACGGUGAAGGAGAUGACAGUGAAGAAAAAGCGAACAAUCAGACAGAUGACGAGCAAGAGGAGAGAGAUGUGGAAGAUGACGAUGAGGCUUCUGAAAAAAAGAAUACAACAGAGGAAGAAGAGGAGACAGGAGCAGAGGAAGAGAUGGAGGAGUCAGAGAGGCUGAAGAGUGACGGCGGUGAGAAAGGGAAACAGGGUCCCGCAUCUUCCCAGGAUGAAGAGGUGGGCGAGGACGCGAGCGAAGGAGGCGAGGAAAAAACUGAGGAGGAGGGGGAGUCCUAUGAAGAGGAGGAAGGAGGGGAGGGGGAGGAAGAGGAGCAGAGAAGAGACGAAGCAGGAGAACCAGAGGAGGGAGGAGAUUCAGAGGACAGCAUCAUCUCACCACAGGACAAAUCUAAAAUGAUGCACAUUAUUCCUGAGGCGGCAAGCGAAGAUGAGGAAGAUGAUGAGGAAGAGGGGAGUAAAACAGGAUCCUCUGACAGUGACUCAAAUGAGAUCAGCGAUGAGGAUGAUGUUGAGCAUCUACUAGCACCUCAACAAAAAUCACAGAAAAAAGAAGCAAAGGACCUGAGAGCUCACGAGAAACCUAAAGCUUUUUGUGACAAGGUGGAGAUUUUCCAAGUGGAGUUGGACAAAUCAACGAAGACUGAUAACCCAAGUGACUCUGAUGAGUUUGACCAUUUUUAUGACUAAAUGUGUUGGUCUAAACUGCCUACACCUUCAGAAUAAAAGUACAAAUCCCUACCUUAGUCACUUAGAAUCAGGUAUUAGAGUAUUAUAUUAAAAAAAAGGAGUUGAAACUGUUGAUGGUAAUGCUGAUUGUUUGGUUUUCUGGCAGUUGAUUUGAGAAUGAUGGGUUGAGUAAUUUCCAUGCAAAAAUAAAGCAUAGCUCACCUGAAACUCCACCACAUUAAAUAAAUAUUAAACAA
Messenger RNA from Micropterus salmoides (largemouth bass), 3283 nucleotides. Its product is annotated as spore wall protein 2-like. The transcript is spliced from 10 exons. Bases 813 to 3047 code for a protein of 744 amino acids. The record is from RefSeq and is a predicted model, not a curated record. NCBI's taxonomy places the organism in Eukaryota, Metazoa, Chordata, Actinopteri, Centrarchiformes, Centrarchidae.